AUGUCAAGACCCUACGACCCCGCCGACCACCUCGUCGACGCGUACCGCUCCGCGCGGCUGCAGUACGUGCGCGCCGACGCCUCCGACGAGCGCUUCCUCGCCUUCGUGCCCCUCAUCGAGCAGGACCCCGUCACGCAGGCGCACGCCGCGCCCACCGUGCUGCAGCCCAAGGGCCGCCGCCAGUUCGAGGACUACGCGGCCGGCGUGGCGGCGUCGACGCUCGGCGUCAUGAUUUGCCUGCUGCCCGAGGAGGAGGAGGAGCGGCGCCAGCAACAGCAACAAGAACAGCAAUCACAACAACAGCAGUCACAACAACAAGAAGAGCAACAACAACGAGUAUCGCCAUCGCAGCAGCAGCACCAGCAGAAGCCCACCAUCAUCGGCGUCAUCUGCCUCGGCUGGGGCGGCGGCAACCCCGCGACGGCGCACCACCGCGGGUCGAGCAUCGGGGUGAGCCUCGCGGCGGCCCACCAGGGGCGGGGGUACGGCCGCGAGGCCAUCGACUGGAUGCUCGACUGGGCGUUCCGGCACGCGGGGCUGCACACGGUGGCCAUCACGGCGGCGAGCUACAACGCGCGGGCGUGCGCGCUGUACGAGAGCAUGGGGUUCGUGCGCGAGGGCUGCCGCCGCGAGACCAUCUGGAUGGACAGGGCGUGGCACGACGAGAUUGAGUUUGGCAUGACCGAGGGGGAGUGGGAGGCGAGGAGGCAGAGGGACAAGAGUCGCAAGACAGGGAAUGUGGUACCGGUCGGGGCUCGUGAGGUUGCCAAGAGCUGA
This is a messenger RNA of Purpureocillium lilacinum, 777 nucleotides long. RefSeq lists its product as uncharacterized. Gene Ontology annotation, molecular function: acyltransferase activity, transferring groups other than amino-acyl groups. NCBI's taxonomy places the organism in Eukaryota, Fungi, Ascomycota, Sordariomycetes, Hypocreales, Ophiocordycipitaceae. The record is from RefSeq and is a predicted model, not a curated record.